Psammomys obesus (fat sand rat) is the source of this 2569-nucleotide messenger RNA. It is a transcript of the gene Lrrtm3, whose product is annotated as leucine rich repeat transmembrane neuronal 3. The record is from RefSeq and is a predicted model, not a curated record. The transcript is spliced from 3 exons. Gene Ontology annotation, molecular function: protein binding. Lineage: Eukaryota; Metazoa; Chordata; Mammalia; Rodentia; Muridae. Bases 531 to 2279 code for a protein of 582 amino acids. Gene Ontology annotation, cellular component: plasma membrane.
GAAUGACUGCAGGAGUGAGCUGAGCGUGUGCGCGGAACCGGGCUCUCCUGCCUCCUGGGCUCCGUCGCAGCUCCGCGGCUGAACUGGGUGCUCACCACCGCGGGACCGACCGCCGGGCUAUGGAAUACAGAUGGGACAGUACAGGUAGCCCCACGUUGCCUGGAGGAAUACAUCAUGGUUUUUAAGAAGAAAUUGUAGAAGCCUUUUUUUUUUUUUGACACACACACAUACACACACACACACACACACACUGUAAAGAUGCAAAAACGUAAUAUCCAUGAAGAUCCUAUUACCUAGGAAGACUCGGAUGUUCUGCUGCGAAUGCGGUGUUGGGAUUUAUUUGUUCUUGGAGUGUUCUGCAUGGUAAAGAAUAAUGUUCCAAAAUCGGUCCAUCUCCCAAGGGGUCCAAUUUUUCUUCCUGGGUGUCAGCGAGCCCUGACUCACUACACUGCGGUUGACAGGGGCUGUCAUGCGGGCGGCCCCUAAGCCAAAGCGAAAGACCUAAGGACGACCUUUGAACAGUACAAAGGAUGGGUUUCAAUGUAAUUAGGCUACUGCGCGGAUCGGCUGUAGCACUGGUUCUAGCCCCCACUGUCUUACUGACAAUGCUUUCUUCUGCUGAACGAGGAUGCCCAAAGGGUUGUAGGUGCGAAGGCAAAAUGGUAUACUGUGAGUCUCAGAAACUGCAGGAGAUACCCUCAAGUAUAUCUGCCGGUUGCUUGGGUUUAUCCCUUCGCUACAACAGCCUCCAAAAACUUAAGUAUAAUCAAUUCAAAGGGCUCAAUCAGCUCACCUGGCUCUACCUAGACCACAACCACAUCAGCAAUAUUGACGAGAAUGCUUUCAAUGGGAUACGCAGACUCAAAGAAUUGAUUCUGAGUUCCAACAGAAUCUCCUAUUUCCUCAACAACACCUUCAGACCUGUGACCAAUUUACGGAACUUGGAUCUGUCCUACAAUCAGCUCCAUUCUCUGGGAUCUGAACAGUUCCGGGGCUUGAGGAAGCUGCUCAGCUUACACCUCCGCUCCAACUCACUGAGAACCAUCCCUGUGCGGAUCUUCCAAGACUGUCGCAACCUGGAGCUCCUGGACCUGGGAUACAACAGGAUCCGAAGUUUGGCCAGAAACGUCUUUGCUGGCAUGAUCAGACUCAAAGAACUUCACCUAGAGCACAAUCAGUUUUCCAAGCUCAACCUGGCCCUUUUCCCAAGGCUGGUGAGCCUUCAGAACUUGUACAUGCAGUGGAAUAAAAUCAGUGUCAUAGGACAAACCAUGUCCUGGACUUGGAGCUCCUUACAAAGGCUGGACCUGUCGGGAAAUGAGAUCGAAGCCUUCAGUGGACCCAGUGUCUUCCAGUGCGUCCCCAAUCUGCAACGCCUCAACCUGGAUUCCAACAAGCUCACGUUUAUUGGUCAAGAGAUUCUGGAUUCUUGGAUCUCUCUCAAUGACAUCAGUCUUGCCGGGAAUAUAUGGGAAUGCAGCAGGAAUAUCUGCUCCCUGGUAAACUGGCUGAAAAGUUUUAAAGGUCUGAGAGAGAAUACAAUUAUCUGCGCCAGUCCCAAAGAGCUGCAGGGAGUAAACGUGAUAGACGCAGUGAAAAACUACAGCAUUUGUGGCAAAAGCACCACCACGGAGAGGUUUGACCUGGCCAGGGCUCUCCCCAAGCCCACGUUUAAACCCAAGCUCCCCAGGCCGAAGCACGAGAGCAAACCUCCGCCGCCCCCCACGGUGGGAGCUACCGAGCCCAGCCCAGAGACAGAUGUGGACACGGAGCACAUCUCCUUCCAUAAGAUCAUCGCGGGCAGUGUGGCCCUUUUCCUGUCGGUGCUGGUCAUCCUCUUGGUGAUGUAUGUGUCCUGGAAGCGGUACCCUGCCAGCAUGAAACAGCUGCAGCAGCGCUCCCUCAUGCGAAGGCACCGGAAGAAGAAACGGCAAUCGCUCAAGCAGAUGACUCCAGGCACCCAGGAAUUUUAUGUAGAUUAUAAACCCACCAACACGGAGACCAGCGAGAUGCUGCUGAACGGAACGGGACCCUGCACCUAUAGCAAAUCAGGCUCCAGGGAAUGUGAGAUACCUUUAUCAAUGAAUGUGUCAACCUUUCUGGCAUACGACCAGCCCACAAUAAGUUACUGUGGGGUCCAUCAUGAACUUCUCUCCCAUAAGCCCUUUGAAACGAAUGCACAGGAAGAUACGAUGGAAAGCCACCUAGAGACUGAGCUGGACUUGAGCACAAUCACGUCAGCUGGCCGCAUCAGUGACCAUAAACCACAGCUGGCUUGAGCGAGCUGAGUGGUAGCUCAGGCUUGCUACCGAACUGUAACCUCAACGACAGAAAGAGGAUAAUUUGUUCAUUGCAACUCUCAAAUACAAAACAAACAAAAAUCCCCUGUUCAAAUAAACAAAAUUCCAAGAUUGGUUCAUGAAAUAAAAGAAGACAUGAAUUGUUUCAAGUCUAUACUUUGUAAUGAGCUAAGUUGUGCAGUAUUUUUUUGACUUUGAUAGAGAAUGACCCUGAAAAAAAAAAUCAUUUUUUUUCCAAAACUCAUCCUACCUAUGUGUAAAAAUUGUAC